Molecule: messenger RNA, 3711 nt
Organism: Condylura cristata (star-nosed mole)
Lineage: Eukaryota; Metazoa; Chordata; Mammalia; Eulipotyphla; Talpidae
Gene: PROM2
Product: prominin 2
Exons: 25
Coding region: 1-2670 (889 amino acids)
Cellular component (GO): cell surface; apical plasma membrane; prominosome
Molecular function (GO): cholesterol binding
Source: RefSeq, a predicted model, not a curated record
AUGGUCACAGGGGGUCCAAGGCCUCUCUCCACAUACCGGAGCAGGGUCACCGAGGACAGUGCUGCCUCUGGACCCAAGGUGCCAGGCACCCCUAGUCCAUUCCUUGCUGCAACCCUGAUCCUCAUCGCUGAGUCACCCUUUAAUGAGCCCACCGAGCCCACCGGCGACCCCAUGACGCACAAGCCGGGCGUCCUGGCGCCCCUGCUGGGCCUGGGCCUGGUGCUGGCCCUGAGCCUGUCCGGGUCGGGGGCCGAGGAUUGCGGGUCCCUGGGCCCAGCCGAACACCUGGCAUUCACUCCCGCUGCUAAGGCCCGGUGGCUGGCCCCUCGAGUCCGGGCCCCAGGGCCCCUGGACCCCCUCUACAGCACUGUGCGCAGCUUUCUCUCCGUGGUGCAGCUCAACCCCUUCCCCUCCGAGCUGGUGAAGUCCCUGCUGAAUGAGCCAUCCUCUGUGAAGGUGGAUGAGGUGGUGCGGUACCAGGCGGGCUACGUGGUGUGCGCGGUGAUCGCCGGCCUCUACCUCCUGAUGGUGCCUACUGCUGGCCUCUGUUUCUGUUGCUGCCGCCGGCGCCGGCGCUGUGGGGGCCGACUGAAGACGGAACACAAGGCCAUGGCCUGUGAGCGCGGCACCCUCAUGACGUUCCUGCUGCUGACCACACUCGUGCUGCUGAUCGGCAUGGUCUGUGCCUUUGUCACCAACCAGCGUGUGCACAAGCAGAUGGGUCCCAGUGCCGAGGCUGUGCCUGAGACUCUACUUAGCCUGCGCGGCCUGGUCUCUGAUGUCCCCCAGGAGCUGCAGGCCGUGGCACAGCAGUUCUCUCUUCCCCAGAGGCAAGUCUUGGAGGAACUGGAUGGUGUCGGCCUGAGCAUCGGAAGUGCAAUCCAUGCCCAGCUUGGGAGCACUGUGUACCAGGCUCUGGCGGCCGUGCUCAGCUUGGGCCAGGCCCUGCAGAUCUCUGCAGACCACCUCCAGGCCCUGAACGCCACCUCAGUGGAGCUGGGGCAGAGACAGCGGGGCUUGGAGCCAGCUGUCCGGGAGCGCCGGGAGCACCUCCUCACCCUGCUGCAGGAGCCUGUCUGCCAGGGCUGCGCAGAGGCUCUGCGCCAGGCCCACACCCUGGAGCUGGGAGCCGACUUCAGCCAGGUGCCUUCUGUGGAUAAUGUCCUGCGUCGUCUGCAGGGAGUCCCGAAAGCCAAUUUCUCCGACAUGGUAGAGGAGGAGAACAGCACCUUCAAUGCCCUUCCGCUCCUGGCCGCCUUGCAGACAGCUGACGCCGUCAGAGAGCUGAAGAAGGUGGUGAGCCAGCAGCCUGAGGGACUGAGGACACUGGCUGAAGGGUUUCCAGGCUGGGAUGGGGCCUCUCGCUGGAGCCACGCACUGGAGGAGCUGGAACAGAGCAGCCGCCCUUACCUGAAGGAGUUACAGAGAUAUGAGAAAUACAGGUGGAUUAUGGGCUGCGUGCUGUGCUCCGUGGUCCUUCUUGUGGUGGUCUGUAACUUGGUGGGCCUCAACCUCGGCAUCUGGGGACUGUCUGCCAGAGAGGACCCCAGCCACUCAGAAGCCAAGGGAGAGGCUGGAGCCCGCUUCCUCAUGGUGGGUGUGGCCAUCAGUUUCCUCUUUGCUGUACCCCUCAUUCUCCUGGUCUUCGCCACCUUCCUGGUGGGCGGCAACGUGCAGACCCUGGUGUGCCGGAGCUGGGAGAGCGGGGAGCUCUACAAGUUUGCAGACACCCCGGGGAAUUUGCCUCCAUCCAUGAACUUGACCCAACUUUUUGGUCUGAAGAACGUCAGCAUCUUACUGGCCUAUCAGCAGUGCAGGCAAGGGGCCGCACUCUGGAAGGUCCUACAGCUCAAUGACACCUAUGACCUGGAGAAGCACCUGGAUAUCAACCAGUACGCUGCCAAAUUGCAGCAGGAAGUGCAGAGCCUUAAAGUGAACGUGCAGAGUCUGGACCUGCUGAGCCCAGCUGCCCGCCAGGACCUGGAGGCCCUGAAAAGCAGUGGCAUUGAGAACAUCCACUACCCUGGCUUCUUUGCCCAGAUCCAGAAGCCUGUGGUGAAUACUGAUAUGAAGAAGCUGACCCAGGAGCUAAAAAGACUGGCCCAGGCCCAAGACAACUCUGUGCUACAGCAGCAGCUGCAGGACGAGGCGCAAAGGCUCAGAAACCUCUAUCAGGAGAAGGUCCUCCCCCAGCAGAACCUUGUGGCCAAGCUCAACCUCAGUGCACGGACCCUGGCAUCCUCUGCCCCAAAUCUCCAGGUGGAGACCUCAGGUAUCCUGGACAAGGUUUCUUACCUGAAAAGAGAGCUGCCUUCCUGGGCCAACCGUGUCCUGAGGAAUCAAAGCGAGUGUUUCCUGUCUCGGGAGAUGGGCUACUUCUCCCAGUAUGUGGCCUGGGUGAGAGAGCAGGUGACUCAGCGCAUCGCCACCUGCCAGCCCCUCUCUGGGGCUCUGGACAACGGCCGUGUGAUCCUGUGUGACAUGAUGGCUGAUCCCUGGAAUGCUUUCUGGUUCUGCCUGGCAUGGUGCACCUUUUUCCUGAUACCCAGCAUCAUCUUUGCUGUCAAGACCUCCAAAUACUUCCGUCCCAUACGGAAACGUCUCAGCUCCACCAGCUCAGAAGAGACUCAGCUCUUCCACAUCCCCCGGGUCACCUCCCUAAAGCUCUGAGAGCCCAGUGGCAGGGGUGUUUGCUGGCAGCCAGGCGCUGUGCAGGGCUGCCUGCUGCCUUCCCUGACUUGGAUUGGACCAGAGGACUUCUGUUGCUCUUGCUGCCAGAGCCCAGGCCAGCAUCCAGGCUUCAGUUGUCCCCCAAAUCACCACCUGACUCCAUUUUCCCCAUUUUUUUACCCCCUUUCUGCUCAGAACACCAUUCAUCCUUGCACAUUCAACUUCUGCUGAGCCCCAGAGCCCACAGGUUCCUCCCCGUGUCUAUCCCUCAUCCUCGCUGUGAUACAGCAGUCCCAGGGUCGGUCUGUUCCCCACCUUUUGGAAGCCGUCCCCUGCCUCCUGGGUGGGAAGGAGACUGCCCAGCCCCACUCUGCCGCCAUGGGCCCUCCCUGCUCCUGGCUCCACCCCUCCUCCCCAAGCCCCCUACUCACAUCUGGUGCACCCACUUGCCCCAGCUUCGCUUCUGCCACCUCCCCAGAUCAUUGCUCCUCCUCCAGGGAAGCCCUUUCCCCCAUAUCUCCUUUUUACCUUAUCCUGCUACCUUGCUGGUCCUCUAAGGAACCUCCUAUCUGACUGCACUGGUCAGGUAAAGUCACCAAGAGUCCGGAGACUCUACAGCCCAGAUCUGAACUGACCUCAGACUCUGCCUAUGGCCCUGGGGCCCCUCGGACUUGGACCCACCACAGGCCAUGACCUGUCUGAGGCCAAGGCCCUGGCCUGCACCUGCGUUAAAAUAGUGCUGCUGUGCCCAGCUCAUCCCUGAGCACUGGGCCCCUGGGAAGGGCCCUGGGCCUAAGCUGGGGCCCCUUCACCACCCUCCAGAAGAUAAUAUCGACAACCCCACCCAGCUUUCUUACGAGGGAUCUGGCGACCUCGGCAGGUUUUUGCACUCUGGCCCCUUCCCUUCUGCCUGAUUCAUGUGGCCUAAGGUCAUCCCUCAUUCACCCCUGUGUCCUCUGUGUCCUGGACCCUGAGUUCCAAAAACAGGGAAGAAGAAGAGGAAAGAGGAGAUGGACAGAACUCAGAUCCAUUAAAGUGUCC